ACCACUUUACGCAGGUGUUUACGUUUUCCUACUUCCGUAGCUGCCUAAAAGCGAAAUAACGUUUCUAAUCUAACGUUAAAUCCAAAAUAUUGAGAAAAACCUCGGUUAUGUUUCUUCUGAUUAACUCAUCGUUAAGUUUCAGAGAUGCCUGACAAAUAAAUACUACUAAGGUCGUUUGCUGCCCGCUAUAGGCGCUGUAUCGCGAGUUUUCCUCCUCUUCCAUCGCAGCAAAGCUAAAGCUAAAGCUAGCUGCGGGUCAGCGGCAGUGGACAUAAUUUGAUAAGUAAUCGCCUGAUACGCUUUUUGUUCACUGUAAAUUUAGAUAUCACAUAAGGCAGUCAUGGCCACUAGGCGUCUGACCGAUGCCUUCUUGUUAAUGCGGAACAAUGCUAUCCAAAACCGGCAGAUAUUGGCUGAGCAAGUGAGUACAUACGACCCCCGUCUGAGUACACGUAGCAAUGCUGCGGAGCUUGAUGAGUUGGCAGACGAUCGUAUGGCCCUGGUGUCAGGGAUUAGUCUGGAUCCUGAAGCGGCCAUCGGAGUCACAAAGAAGCUGCCUCCCAAAUGGACAGAGGGGAUUGAUGAGAUCCAGUAUGAAAUCACUCGGGUUCGGCAGAAGAUGAAGGAUCUGGCUUUACUUCAUGACAAGCACAUGAAUCGACCUACACUUGAUGACAGUAGUGAGGAAGAGCAUGCCAUAGAAAUCACUACUCAGGAGAUUACACAGAUGUUUCACCGAUGCCAGCGAGCUGUGACAGGGCUGCAGUCUCGUUGUGGCCACUGUACCGAGCAGGAGGAGAGGUUGUUGAGAAACGUGGUGUCGUCGCUGGCACAGAGCCUGCAGGAGCUCUCCACCAAUUUCAGGCACACACAGUCUGGCUACUUAAAACGUAUGAAGAAUCGUGAGGAGAGAUCAAAGCACUUUUUUGACUCUGGACCACUUAUGGAAGAGGACGAAGAUUUAGCUGUAUAUGACAAGGGGUUCACUGAUGACCAGCUGAUGCUGGUGGAGCAGAACACGGUUAUGGUGGAAGAACGAGAGAGGGAGAUCCGACAGAUAGUGCAGUCCAUCUCAGAUCUGAAUGAGAUUUUCCGGGACUUGGCUGGAAUGGUGGUGGAACAGGGCACCGUUCUUGACAGAAUUGACUUCAAUGUGGAGCAGGCUUGUGUGAAAACAGAAGAAGGAGUGAAACAGUUACAAAAGGCGGAACAGUAUCAGAAGAAAAACAGAAAGAUGCUGGUCAUUUUGAUCCUCUUCGUCAUAGUCAUGGUUCUAAUUGUUAUACUUUUUGGAACAAAGUUUUAAUAAUGCAUUCCUCUGGCUUUUGUUUUCUGUGUGGGUGUUUGUUGUGCAUCUGUGUGGACUUGGACUUGCUCUCAGUUCUGCUCAAAACAAAGCUGACUGCCUUUCAUACCCAGCAGGAAACAUCAUGAAGAAUUCUUCGUCCCCUUUACAGGUGCACUUUGGGAAGUGUGGAGAUGAUUUGUGGUUGAUUUUAAUGAAAGACACAAUCAAUUCUGUCUAAGCCCUGGCUGUUUUAUCAAGUGUCUCGCACCCAAAUCAACAACACUCUGGAACAGAAGUUUGUUGAGCCUAACUAUGUUGACAUAUGUGUCUUAACAAAACAAAAAAAAAUGUUGGUAUUUUAAGACCAAUGUUUAAAUGCCACAGCAGGGUGUUAUCUGCUUGCACUCAAAGCACGACUUGGGAAGUUUGUUGUGACAAUGCAUAGUUUCUGUCCAGUUUCAUCUAAAGUCCUUUUGUUUCUGUGAGGAAAGUGUGACAAGUAAGAAUGUUUGUGAAGCAGAAAUAUGGAGAUAGUUUCAUUUCACUGCAAAUCCAUUUUCAUUCCGAUAUCACAUUUAUGUCCUCGCCUAGUAUUUUCCCUUGAAAGAAUCAAAGAAAAUAUUUUGUAGUACAGUAGGACAAUAGCAGAUAUAAUUAGUAGGUUUUUGUUUUUUUUGGUUUAAGGACCAUGUGUUUUUUUUAUCCCUUUACUCAACAAUUUAAAAAUAAUACUAAGAUUAUAGUAAGACGGGACGGCUUGCUCCAAUUCAUUCUGUAAUUUUUAAAUCAUUACAUCUGCUGCACUUUUGAUGAAGUGAAGAAGAUUAUGUUUGCAGUUUGAUUUGUUAUUAAGCAGGAUAACGAAAAAAACUACUGUCCCAAUUUCCAUGAAACUUGGUGGAAAGGUGUAGCAUGGGCCAAGGAACAUUACAUUUUGGAGCAUAUCCAAAUCACAAAGCGCAUACACUAUGUCCUUCGUCUACAAUUGCGAUUUUUGGCCUUGACGGAGGUCUGUGCUCUCCGAGUACCCUCCUAGUAGUUUAUGUUUUAAAGGUCCUUGCUUAAAGUUCUACCUUUUUUAAAACGCUUGCAGUUUGCACAUAUUGAGGCCUGAGGGUGUAAGGGUGGUUUUGUCCUGGAUGUAAUACUACUGUUGUCAGUCUGAUGAAAGUAAUAAUUUAUUUUUUAAUAACUUAAAAUAAUUAAGAGGUUCAGAGGUGUUCUGUCUGUGGCAGAAUUACUGUAUAUAUCUGUAGUCUAAACAAAACAGUUGUUAUUGUCCACUCCACUGAGAAAACUGUGAUGUAGACCAACACAAGCAGACGUAGAAGGAAUAUGAUUUUCUUUUCAGAUCGGACACAUUACAUUUUAGUUGGCUGUGUUUGAAUUUCUUUAAAUUUCCUUGUGUUCUAUAAGACUGAAGUGCUGAAAUUACGGAGAGCUUUAUUUAACAUAUCUGUGCUCAAAUCUACACUUUAUACACCUGUCAAAUCAUCUUUGUUAUUGAUGUAAAGUUAUGUGUGAAAAAUGGUUAUGUCUUAGUGGUACUCAAAUUUUGUUUUCCAAACAAAACAGGUGAGGAGAUGCAACGGUUUUUUUUAAAUAAACCUGGAACAUA
Eleginops maclovinus (Patagonian blennie) is the source of this 2906-nucleotide messenger RNA. It is a transcript of the gene stx16, whose product is annotated as syntaxin 16. Lineage: Eukaryota; Metazoa; Chordata; Actinopteri; Perciformes; Eleginopidae. Gene Ontology annotation, cellular component: endomembrane system; membrane; SNARE complex. The transcript is spliced from 9 exons. Gene Ontology annotation, biological process: vesicle-mediated transport; intracellular protein transport; vesicle fusion. Gene Ontology annotation, molecular function: SNAP receptor activity; SNARE binding. Bases 341 to 1306 code for a protein of 321 amino acids. The record is from RefSeq and is a predicted model, not a curated record.